Messenger RNA from Funneliformis geosporum, 1509 nucleotides. Lineage: Eukaryota; Fungi; Glomeromycota; Glomeromycetes; Glomerales; Glomeraceae. The record is from the annotation of a GenBank genome assembly.
AUGUCAUUUGGAGAGACGAGGGAAUUACGAAAAACAACCAAAACAAAUUGGUUAAAGGAUAAUAGAGAGUUAUUGAGGAAUAAUAAUGGUCAGGUGCAAACCGAUAUUCGAUUGACCACUAAAUGGCUUGAAAGAAGUAAAUGUGAGGAUUUAGGAAUUAAAUAUAGGAAAGGAAGAUACACUAAACAGGAAAAGGAAAUAUUACAGAAAUCUUUACAAGAAUACAAAAUAAGACAUAAUCUUAAUGAUGAUCAAUUACAAAAACUUAUGCAUUAUAGAAAUGAAAAAGAACAUUCGUCUUUCUGGGCAGAAAUAGGCUACCGUUCAUUAAAAUCUGUUGCACAUCACAUACAGAGAAAUUUUCAUGAAUUCAAUCAUAAUGGUUCAUGGAGUAAAGAAGAAGAUGAACAGUUAAAACAACUUAUUCAAUUGUAUGGACGAGAUUGGACAACAAUUGGUGAACAAUUGAAGCGUAUGCCAGAAGGAUGUAAAGAACGUUACGUUAUCUGUCUCCAACAUCAAGACAAGCACAACAAAGGAAAAUGGACAAAGGAAGAAGAAGAACAAUUAACAAAAGUAGUCGUUGAUAUUACCAAAGAAUGUGACGCAAACAUUUCUUUGGAUUGGGGAAUUCCAUGGCAAUUAGUCGCUGAAGCAAUGGAUAAUAAAAGAACUGCAUUAUCUUGUCGAAAAGAAUUGAAUGAGACAGAUGAAUAUUUGAUAGAAUGGGAUAAGCUAGCAGAUGAAGAAUGGGAACUUUGGCCUCGUGAGUUAUUGUGUGAGCAUUGGCGUCAUUUAAAAUACACUGUAAAUGGGUUUAGAGAAAAAGACUUUCAAGAAAUUCUUUAUGAAUUAUUAAAUAGGUAUAAUGAGAAUACACCCGAAAAGCCAAACCGACCCAAGUCAGCUCCAACUAUCAAUUCUGAAGAUGACACAAAUAGUGAUUAUGAUGAAAAUGUAGAUAAUGUAAAUAACAAUUCAUUAGUUUCUUCGGACAACACUUCAUCAGACUAUUCUGAUUCAAACCAUAUGGAUAUCGACGAUGUUAUUCUUCCAACUAAGAAGGUUGCUUCUAAAAAUAACAAAAAUAAAGAAAACAACCAAGUGAUUAGCAUUUCCGGAAGCUCAUCAUCCGAAUCUGAAUCAGAUUCUAGUUCGAGCGAUAGUAGUAGUGAUAAUGAAGAAACCGGAGACUCUAAAUCAGAGAUGAGUUCUGAGAAUGACAAUUCUGUUGGAAAAAAAGUAGUUUUUUUACAAAAUAUGAAUGCAUCGAUAGAUGCAUCCGAUUCGGAUUCAUAUGGCGAUACUAGGGAAAGUUCAAGUGAAUUAUCAUCUUCGGACGAUGAAAGUUCAGGAAAUGAUAGCAGUGAAGAAAGUUCAUCUGAAGAUGAUGAAGAAUUGACUAUGAAUGAAACAUUUACGAUUGAGCGGGCAAUAUCAAAUGAUUUGUGCUCAUCUAAUGAAGUUUCAGAAACAUCUGAACAAAGUAGCGAUGAAGAAAGAAUAUAG